AUGUUAUUGUCCAUGACAAGAUACCAUCUUUUUCUGGCAAGAAGCUUACCAGUUCCUCCAACUGAAAUCACUUCGGUCUCAAAUAGGGAUACACCAUUCAAAUACCAAGAAACAGCACUACGAGGUGUCACCUCAUCCUACCAUCUGCCUCGGUUUCCAACCAAGAGGACCACCCGACACGGCAUGAGGCCGAAUCGCAUUGAAAGAGAUCUCAUUCAAUUGCAACCUGACGUUGACGAGCUACUUCGCAGAGGAGAGCUCAUUUGUGUCUCCAAGAUUGACCUUACCCUAUCAACGACGGCACAUGAUCUUUCCAUCCGUUUUGCUAAGAUGCAAGACGAGGUGAAGUUCCCAACUUAUAAUGUCAUCACAAUCUUCUUCUAG
Protopolystoma xenopodis is the source of this 384-nucleotide messenger RNA. The record is from the annotation of a GenBank genome assembly. Lineage: Eukaryota; Metazoa; Platyhelminthes; Monogenea; Polystomatidea; Polystomatidae.